Molecule: messenger RNA, 1862 nt
Organism: Acanthopagrus latus (yellowfin seabream)
Lineage: Eukaryota; Metazoa; Chordata; Actinopteri; Spariformes; Sparidae
Product: extensin
Exons: 4
Coding region: 139-600 (153 amino acids)
Source: RefSeq, a predicted model, not a curated record
CACCCACUGCAUUCUGCUCCAGUGAUAACCAUUGUACACCUGAGGAGAGUCGUCUCUGGACUGAAGGUUCAUUCUGUGGUUUCAGCGUCUGAUGCGUCCAUUUUGGUCGAUUAAAGGCUUAUUAACGCAGCGCCAAGGAUGCCAUCUGAGUUCUUUCUAGAGAUCUUCCUGGGCAUCCUGGGCUUCGGCCUCUCCAUCCUGUUUUGCACGACGUUCUGCAGGGCUUGCAGUCGUUUCAGGGAGGAGCAGAUAGAGAGGGAGUUGUGGAGGCGCAAUGAGCAGGAAGCGCACCGUAAUCCAAUCUUUUUCAUCCCCUUCCCCCGAAAUGGUUCAGAGAGCGAAAGCCAAUACAGGGUGCCACGAUACAGCGAGGAGGUCCAGUCACCACCACGAUACAGCACUGCUGCUUACUGUGGGCCCCCACCUUCCUACAAUGAGUUGGGCAUUAAGCCUGAGGAUCUUCCCCCGGCAUACACUGAAUUUAGCGCUCCUGGGUAUCCCAGCACACCGCCACCCCCACCCCCACCACCACCACCUCCAUCCCCACCACCCCUACCUCACACAGACAUGGUUCAACCACAAACAAGGUCACAACAAUAACCCCGGACCAUAACACUGUGCCUGUGUUGAUGUCAUGGACAUGUUAUGUUUUUGGUCCUGUUUGUUUGCAAUUAGAUCUUUUCAUUUCGCAGGGUAUCUCAAAAAACACUUUAAAGGUAUUUGUGAAAUUUAUUGUUAAUUCAGGUGCGCAUGUGAAUCCAAUGGUGCCACCGUGUGGCUAUUUAUGAAGCACAUUGUUUUGGCUCAUAUCUCCUAGAAUAUGAUGAUUGUAUGUUGUUUCUGGAGAACUCCUUUUACCAACGUGUGUUAGUUCCAGCACAGAUUUACCUUUAAAUGUUUUCACACCAAUUUCUUCACACAAAUUAUUUUUAUAAAAUAUUGGAUACAUUUUGUUCAUAGGUGAAACAACAUCAUUGAUUUAAUCCCUUACCAUUGUAUUAAAACUUAAAACUCACAGACAGGAUUUAGAUAAUUGCCAGAAAUCACAGACACUUUCACUACUCAGGAUCAGACUAUCGAUGUGUGCAUUUAAAUGCAAAUUAUGUGCAUGUAUUUAUUAAAAAUGAAAUGUUUAGAAGAUCUUUCAGCCUCAGGAAUAUUUGUGCUCUCUGAGUGCUUUCACAUAAUAUUUAGUUUAUGUGUAAUACAUAAUGACACACAGGAUGUAGCAGUUGUUUUAGGUAACUGAAUGAUGUAUUCAUGUUGCAUUUAAACCAACUUUCUGGAAGCCUUGAUGGUGACUUGUUUUCAGUAUUGAAAUUGGAUUAUACAUAAUUUAUUUUCUUCCUUUCUCUGUUGUCCUUAUUUUUUGGUGACACUAUACACAUAUGAUGCUUAAUUUGUGGGUCUCAUUGUAUUUAAGUGAAAGCUGAAAGCUGUAUUUUAAGGUCAGUGUUGUGCUGCGUCUUCAGUCUGUACCAGAUGAGAAAAAUAUUGCGUGAACAACCUGCUCUGAAACCAAGAGCGCUGCCUUUUCUGUGUGAGACUUUUAUUUAAAACUUUAAGCAAUGACAACACUGUAAAUGUAAAGUGUAAAUGAGCAAAUUGCACAACAGAAUGGUUUAAAUCUCAGGACAAGAUGUAUAAUGAUACAUACAGUAGCUGGUCUACUAACAGAUAUCUGGAUAGAAGGACAAAAACGUGUGUCACUCCAAAGAUAUGUCUGUAAUAUCACACAUGGACUAAAUGUAUCUGUAUAUAUUUAAUUUUGUACUAUAUUUUCCAUGUAAAUAUAAGAUGUUUAUAAUGAGGAUAUUAUCAUACAUUUUUCCAAUAAACAAUAAAUACAGCAUUCUAACUGA